Messenger RNA from Stomoxys calcitrans (stable fly), 3884 nucleotides. Its product is annotated as myb-like protein I. The coding region runs from base 301 to 3408 and encodes 1035 amino acids. The transcript is spliced from 7 exons. The record is from RefSeq and is a predicted model, not a curated record. Gene Ontology annotation, molecular function: dopamine receptor binding. NCBI's taxonomy places the organism in Eukaryota, Metazoa, Arthropoda, Insecta, Diptera, Muscidae.
AAUGUCAGACUGAGGAAGAAGAAGAAGACUUUUAGAUUCCUUUCCUUAAAUCAACUAAUUAAAAAAGCCAAGAUAUUGAAAAAAAAAAACAAUUUCAGUAUUUUUUCGUCAAAUAUUCUUUUUGAUAUUUGUAGUCGCGUGUAGAAAAACAAAUAAAAAGCUAAAUUCUAUGUGACCAAAUGUAUGACAACAGUUGCAUUAUACAUACAGCUACGUACUAGGACAGAGAGUUGAAGAGAAAAAUAAAUGAAGAAAAAAAUCACUAGUUUUUGCCUUCGAGUUUGACCACGUAGUACGGUAAUGUCAACACCGUCUAAUAAUGAUGGCAAUUCUGUGGGAGAUGAUUUUUACAGAGGUGGGCUAAAUCCAAAUAUACCACAGCCGCAGAUUCCGCACUAUGUAAGCAGCGUGGGUGUACAACAACCAUCCCAAUCCGGACAGCAACCGUCUCCUCAGUUUGUCCAUUGGCCCAAUCCAUUGAUGGGCGGCUCACCGUUUAUUCAACAACAUCAUCCUCAUGCCCCACAACAGAUUUUCAAUGAUGUAUUAUUCAAUAUUCAAGCGCAAGCUGCAUAUGCCUCGCUGCCACCGACACAAGUUUCAUCUACAGCCCAGCAAGAAACAUAUUCAGUCUUAAGGGUGGGCAAUGGAAACUUUUUAAAAAUCUACCACUGUCCCGAGAAUGCUAUGGGUCCUAUGCCAGGGGAAACGUCAUUUACACCCUUGCACCAAUUUGCCCCACAGCCUCCCCCACAACCACAAACUGCUUACCAUCACAUUCAACCACAGGCAACGAUUCAACCAACGCAGCCACAAGCUCAUCAGCAAACCCCAUCACAUUUGCCUACAAAUUCUAACAAUGGUGGGGCACCGCAAGUUUUCAACAGUUAUGAGUUAUUUUCAAGCAAUACAUUUACUCAAUUGCCCACAGCUGAAAUGCCACCUGUACUUUUGCUGGGGGCGACCAACAAUAAUCUAAAUGCAGAGCCCAUCUCUAUGUUGGAGGAGUACGAGGAAGAACAAAUUGAAACACCGCUGUCAAUGUCACCAUUGACACCUAAUGUGACAAGCAACUGGUUAGGUGGGAAUACGUCCAUAAAUUCCCAUUAUGAGAACUUCGAAAAUUCCCAACAAAUGCAAACCGAAAUGGACUAUCGUGUCCAAAGCAGCCAGGAUUCUACGAAAGCGGAAAGCCCAAACAAAAAUGAGACAUCAGAUAUGACUUCGGAAUCGCCUCUCAUUAUACAGCAGAAUACGUCUAAUCAAAAUGUAUCCGCUAAAGUACAACCAAAUGAAAAGCCUAUUACUAUAAUGAAAUCAACUAAUUCUGUACUAAAUCAUAAAACUGAGAUUCCACGUCAAGACGCACCUAAAAAACGAAUUGUCGCAGAGGUUAAACCUAUGCGAAUGACGUACUCCGAUGUUUUGAGCAAAAUUAACAAUCAGACUCAACAAAAUACAUCUACGUACUCUUCCAAUAGUAAACACCAUGCUCUUAACCCUACAGCUAACAAGCAUCAACAAAAAUCAUCAGUUAAAUCAUCGUCGUCCUCUUCUUCCCCAUUAGAGAAUAAUGGAAGUUCUAAUGUCUUAAAUCCACGGCGUCAUUUGGACGAGUUUUCAUCUUUGCGUACAUCUUCGAAGAAAUCUCCAACUCACGAUAAUAAAGAGAACCAAAAUCAGCAAUCUCUGAAUAAUAAACCUAAUAAACGAUUUAGCACACCAAUGGUAGGAGCAACCAUAGCACCGAAUAAUGCCAACAAUUCGUCUUUAAAUAAUGCAAAUAUAUCUUCAAACAACAAGAGUACUGCAACAGGAACAUCAUCUCAAAAAAAUUCAAAUAACACCAAGACAAAUACUAAUGAGCAACAGCAGAAAAAGCGUAGUACCAAAACUACUGAUACUCAAGCUAAUGGAGCUAAAAUUGCAAAUGACAGCCGUGGCGGGUCCGCCAAAAAUAAUGCGACUUCGUCGAACACAGCAACAGCUUCACCUAGUGUGUACAACGCUGCAAGUAAUACGUAUGUUCGAAAAGCAACAAAAUCGCCUAAUUCAUCGUCAUCGAACACAUCAGCUGGUCCAGGACCACAAAGGUCACGGUAUCAAAAUAUUUCUAAUGCUUCUUAUUCAUAUUCAUCAACGAAACGUAACCGAAAUAGUAGCACUUAUGGUACAUCAUCAUCGAUGAACAAUUCUUCGUUCUCUCAUGGGUCAGGUAAUAAUCGGAACUACGAAUUAGCCAAACGCGUUCUUCAAGCUUGGUACUCCUAUACAGUAAAAAUUUUGACAUGGCUAUUUAAUUUAGUAUAUGAUAUUGUUGUUGUCGGCUGCAGUAUUCUUUAUGAUCGCUUGACUUCUGGAUACGAGUACUGUAGCCUAUAUGUCAAACAACUAUACAAAGAUCUAAAACAAAACUCAAACAAGCCGGGUAUUUGGUUCAGGAACACAUGCCGUCGUUUUGAUGCAAAAUUUUCUAAGACCAGCAAAUGGGCAUUUUGGAGGAAAUUUUUUAAGAAACGGCCACCAGAGACCACUGGCGAAUCUAUUAAAACAGGUCGCUUACCACAAACGGGAGAGGAAGCUAUGUAUCAACUACUGAAUUGUAAAGGAAAAGAUGCUUACAGCAUUUUGGGAGUGCCUCCUAAUAGUUCGCAAGAGCAAAUACGUAAACAUUAUAAAAAAAUAGCUGUACUUGUUCAUCCAGAUAAGAACAAGCAACCUGGAGCUGAAGAGGCUUUUAAAGUUCUCCAGAGGGCAUUUGAAUUAAUCGGAGAGCCGGAAAAUCGGUUAGCCUAUGAUCAGAGUUUGGCAGAAGCUCUUCACGCCGAAAAGGCAUGGACGGAACUACACGAUUUACUCUCCCAAUUACAAACUAAAAUUACUGAAGCUGCAAAUACCAUUAGGUGUAGUACAUGCGGCUUACGCCAUCCACGUAAAAUUACUGAUCGUCCUCAUUACGCGGCUCGAGAAUGUGCAUCAUGUAAAAUUCGACACUCUGCAAGAGAGGGUGAUAUCUGGGCUGAAACAAGUAUGCUCGGUUUACGUUGGAAGUAUUUAGCUUUAAUGGAGGGAAAAGUUUAUGACAUUACUGAAUGGGCCAAUUGCCAAAAAGGGGCAUUGGCUCAUUUAGAGCCAAAUUCGCACAUGGUACAAUAUCGAAUUGUUCGAGGAGCUCAACAGCAGCAGCAGCAAAAGCAACAUCACCAUCAGCAACAAAAUCAACAACACACAGGAUCUCAUUAUGCUGGGGGAGCAACUAGUGGAAAAUUUAAGCGUGACAAUAUACCAACUACUGAGGCAUCUUUGCAUGAGUUCCUCGACAACUUAUAUAGUGGACAACAUCCGCAACAACAGCAACAGAGUACUACGUAUCCGGGUUCCAGCCGUCGGCGAAAUCGUCGCAAUUAAUUAAAUUGAAAAUAUCUGUUCUUACUGCUACACCUGACUUGAAUCUCUAAAUUUCUGUUAAAAAAUCAUGCAUAUAUUUUUUACUUUUGCUCCAUUUUGCCAUUUGUUUACACCGUGUAUACUAUUUUUAUUUUAUUUUUCUUUCUUUGUCUACAUAACUUUUCCAUCGAAUUUUGUCAACUUUUGUUCAUAUGUUUUCUUUUUUUCAGUUUGUGUUUUUAAGAUUUUAUCCUAUGCUUAGUAAUUUUACCAAAUAAUAUGCAACUUCUGUUAGAGAAGCAAAAACUUAAAAAAUCACUUAUUAUAUAUAAACUCAAAACAAACAAAACAAAAAUGCUACUACAUUUUUAUGUUAAAUGUAAUGUUACUCAUAAAUGUAAAAUCUUAUUAAACCUGUGCAAGCAAGAAAUCCAGUGUGAAUUUUGAUUCUAUAAAUAUGUUGUGCAUUGAUGUGUGAAAAUAUGACUUGAUGAUUA